Paecilomyces variotii is the source of this 917-nucleotide messenger RNA. RefSeq lists its product as hypothetical. Lineage: Eukaryota; Fungi; Ascomycota; Eurotiomycetes; Eurotiales; Thermoascaceae. Gene Ontology annotation, cellular component: tRNA-intron endonuclease complex. The coding region runs from base 102 to 698 and encodes 198 amino acids. Gene Ontology annotation, biological process: tRNA splicing, via endonucleolytic cleavage and ligation; tRNA-type intron splice site recognition and cleavage. The record is from RefSeq and is a predicted model, not a curated record. The transcript has a single exon. Gene Ontology annotation, molecular function: nucleic acid binding.
GCCAUCCGGAAGCUGCGCAUCAAUCCGACAAAAGUUUCAAAUCACAUCUACAUUAUCGCAAACUCCAACAUCCACAUCCACAUCCUAACUCGCAAUUCACAAUGUCGACAAUAACCUCCCCUCCUAGUCCCUCCGCUCUCACAUCACUCAUCUCCGCUUCCGGUUCCUCAGAUCCCAUCUCCGCCCUCACCACCCAGAUCCUCCACAACCUCAAGCACCAACAUCUCUGGACUUCGCUACAAAUCCACCAACUCCCCAGCACAACAGACCAAGAUGCAUCUAUCCCCUUAAUCUCUGGUAUUCCCCCGAACCGUCUCUACACGCACCCAGACGAGCAGCUCUGGAUGCUCGAAAACAACCUCCGUGACGACGACAUCGGGCCCGAACGCUUCUUCGUCCUUCCCACCACGAGAGGGCAGAAAUUCACACUGCGGAAGCUCGCGGGGGUUUUUGAUUCCCUUCCUGAGGUGGAGGAGGAUGAAAGACCCCUAUUGACCCAGGUGACGGAUGAUCAGAAAACCAAGGAUAAAGCGGAGAAGUUAAGCGCGUAUUAUGAGCGGCGGAAACAGAUGAGCAAGACGCAAGAAUGGGGUGGGAAGAGGUUGCUCUUGGCUAUGGUGGAUAGGGGUGUUGGUGGUGAUGGGACGGUGGUGUACUAUGUCAUCCAGGAGGGAACGGUCAAGCCGAGACAAAACUGAGUAUAUGCUUUGCCAUUGAAACAUCUAUACCUCAGUAUCAGGCAAUCUGAAUCGCGGAUCUUGUGCUCCUGUGCUGAAGCCUUGUCCGGGCCGGCCGUUGAGCGCGAACAGGACGCUUUUGAUCGAGCUACUUACAGGAGCUUUAUCGCUGGACGCGCAUGCUGAAUGGGCCCGGCUAGGGGCUUGACUACGAUAGUAUCCAUCUCGGUCAUGACACAG